GUCCUAUCAUCAUAUUCUUCAUUACAUUAUCCAUGCAAAUACAACAAGAAAAUUAUGACAACAACGCCUUCGUACUCUAUUUAAUUUUAACCAAAUUCUUCAGUGCCAUUACAGCAUGCAUCAACAUCUGCUUAACUUCCAUAAAACAUUACGACCUUGCUUAUAUAGAUUCUCAAUACCUACUUAUUACAACCUACUUGUCCUGAUGUCCCUCAAACAAAAAUUUACUCACCAUAAGAAAAUUAGAAACCAGCUGCUAUUUUACAUGCGGUUUUCCUGAGAUGAUAUAGUUAAGAUUAAUCAUCUUAAGGCUGAGACACAUUCACAGAUGUUAAAACAAAUAUAAAAAAGAAUAGAAAAUAGUGGGGGUCAAAAGAAAUUUCAAUCUUCUGUUUGAUAACGUAAAUAUGAACAUACUGUAGUUAUAUUGGUCAACUCAACUUCAUGAAAGAAAGUGUAACUCUAAAUACAUUAACCUAAAAUGAGUUUCAUUUUGAAAGAAAUUCUAAAACUGAUACCGUACAUUCUCUUUAAUUUAUAUGAUAAAAUCUUGUAUCCAACCCCUAUAUAUUCUUAGUAUCUGUUCAUAUCAAAAUCCAUCCCAGCUUUUAAGCAUAAACAAAAUAAAAAGGACAAGGAAAAAAAAAGAUUAACCAAUAAGAUGGGAAGCAAAGCUGUUGUCUCAGUCUACUUAAUUAUUUCACUGUGUGCUGCCAUCUUUGUCACUCGUGGAGUAGCUCAAAUGCAAAAUCCGCAGGCGAUUCUAGGACUUUUUCCACCUGGCUUAGUACCUAUUGAUCUCGUCAAAUGUUGGUCGUCUCUCUUUACCGUCCAAGGAUGUGUCCUGGCAAUCUCCAACUCAUUUUUUUCUGGAAAUUUUGAAAACGUUGAAGCGGCAUGCUGCAAGGUGUUUUCAACUUUAGAUGCAAACUGUUGGCCUCAUAUGUUUCCUUUGAAUCCUUUCUUCCCUCCUCUCCUCAAGGACAAUUGUGCGCGUAUCAUCCCUAACUCCCCUGCACACAACUGAAAGGAACAAUGAUUGUUCGUCUACAGUUUUAGACUAGUAUAUUAGCUUCAAUGUCUAAGUUUUUCAUGUGUGAACUCAAUUAUUAGGAGAGCCCUAUAUUUACCUUUUCCUCAAUAAAGUGAAAUUUUAGCAAUA
Brassica rapa (field mustard) is the source of this 1162-nucleotide messenger RNA. RefSeq lists its product as uncharacterized. Lineage: Eukaryota; Viridiplantae; Streptophyta; Magnoliopsida; Brassicales; Brassicaceae. The record is from RefSeq and is a predicted model, not a curated record. Gene Ontology annotation, biological process: double fertilization forming a zygote and endosperm; regulation of protein localization to cell surface; regulation of double fertilization forming a zygote and endosperm. Gene Ontology annotation, cellular component: extracellular region; vesicle.